Molecule: messenger RNA, 2560 nt
Organism: Gossypium arboreum
Lineage: Eukaryota; Viridiplantae; Streptophyta; Magnoliopsida; Malvales; Malvaceae
Product: heat stress transcription factor A-1b-like
Exons: 2
Coding region: 321-1844 (507 amino acids)
Biological process (GO): regulation of transcription by RNA polymerase II
Cellular component (GO): nucleus
Molecular function (GO): DNA-binding transcription factor activity; RNA polymerase II cis-regulatory region sequence-specific DNA binding
Source: RefSeq, a predicted model, not a curated record
AAAAAUGGCGAGGUUGGGAAACGGUUAGAAAAUGGUUUUACAAAGAGCAACGUGUCGGUCAGAUUAGUGUUUCUCCUACUUUUCUUUUUCUCUUCUUUUCUGCUUCAUCCUAUCCUUCCCAAACAAUAAAAACAAAGCCACCUUACCAUUACAGUACCCUUUUUCUUCUCUCUCUCUCUCUCUACAGAAUCUAUAGCUUCCUUCCUUCCUUCACUCCCAUUCCAUGCCGAAUCGCCUCACAUCUGAUCUUUAAAACUAAUAUUUCCCAAUACUUGUUUUCUACUUCUUUAUUUUUUUUAUUUUUUUAAAAAAAAAGAUAAAUGGAUUCCCUUCAUGAUUCAAUAUCAGCGGCGAAUGCCGUCGCCACAAACGGCAACACGGUGCCGCCGUUCCUCAGCAAAACCUACGACGUGGUGGAUGAUCCAUCGACCAACUCCGUUAUCUCGUGGAGUAGCGCUAACAACAGUUUCGUUGUCUGGAAAGUGCCGGAGUUUUCAAGGGACCUUCUGCCUAAGUAUUUUAAGCACAAUAACUUCUCCAGCUUUGUCAGACAACUCAAUACUUAUGGUUUUAGGAAAGUUGACCCAGACCGUUGGGAAUUUGCAAAUGAGGGGUUCCUAAGAGGUCAGAAACAUCUCUUGAAAACUAUCAGCAGGCGGAAACCUGCUAAUGUCCAUAGUAAUCAACAACCUCAAGUUCAUAGCUCGGCAGUUGCAGCUUGCAUUGAGGUAGGGACGUUUGGGCUCGAAGAGGAGGUUGAAAGGCUUAAGAGGGACAAGAAUGUUCUCAUGCAGGAACUUGUUAGGUUGAGACAGCAGCAACAAGCCACAGAUAACCAGUUGCAAGCUGUUGGCCAGCGUGUACAGGUGAUGGAGCAGAGACAGCAGCAAAUGAUGUCUUUUCUUGCUAAGGCCAUGCAAAGUCCAGGUUUCUUAAGCCAGCUUGUACAGCAGCAGAAUGAAAGUAAAAGACACCUUACUGGUGGAAACAAAAAGAGGAGACUCCCCAGGCAGGAUGAAGAAAAUUUAACCGGUGAACAUGGUACCAUAUUUCCUAAUAGACAGAUUGUAAAAUUUCAGCCUUCAUUGAACGAGGCAGCGAAAGCAAUGCUGCACCAGAUAUUGAAGAUGAACACAUCACCUAGGCUGGAACCUUCGAUAGAUAACCCUGAUGCUUUCAUGAUUGAUGGUAUUCCUCCUUCCAAUGCAUUAGACAGCGGGAGCUGCUCCAGUCGAAUUUCUGGAGUGACACUGUCAGAAGUCCCACCAGCUUCUGGACAGUCUUAUCUGCAAGCAGAAUCAGGUUUUCCUAACAGUUGUCCGUCUACUGCCACUCAUUUAACAACUGAGAAUACUAAAUUGGGUAAAAUAUCUGAUACAAAUCAGCAUAAAUAUAAAAAAGAAGCAGUUUUUCCAAGUGUCCCUCUUAUGCAAGGGGUUGUGACUGAUAAUAAUGUUGGCUUUACAAAUGCAACACCGACAAAUGCAACACCAGGAGGAGGGUCUGAGAGAGUGAAUGCAGAGUACGUUGACCCGGUGUCAGUCAUUUUGAAUGGUGCAAGACCAAUACAAUCGGAUGACUUUUCUAGUGAUCAUGAUAUGGACAUGUUGCUGGAUGGAACCCCCAAGCUUCCAGCAAUUAGUGAUGUUUUCUGGGAGCAGUUUCUUACAACAAGCCCCCCCAGUGGGGACUCUGAUGAAAUUAACUCGAGUUCUCCAGAAAAUGGCGCAAGUUGUGAACCUGAAUUACUGUUGGGGAAGAAUAAUGGACGGGAUAGGAUUCAACAUACGAAUCAUCUCACAGAGCAAAUGGGCCUUCUUACAACAGAUAGCCAGAGAGGCUGAUGCCCCACAAACUGUGUAUGCGUAUGGUUCUAACUCUUGCAUCCUUUUUUUUAUUUUUCUGUCAUCGUGAUAAGGUCAUUUCUUAUUAAUAAUAAUAAUAAUAAUAAUAAUAAUGCUUUGCAUCGUAUUCGGCUCCUAUUGAAAUACAUAGUGUCAUCCUUUAAAGAAAUUGCCCUUACGACGAAUAAAAAAUUAUUAACAUGUAUUUUUUAUUUUUACUAAUUUAAUCCUUUUUGUUUUAACAUAUGAUAAUUCCUACACUUCAUUCUUACUGCAUAUACAAGGGCAAGGGCUUGUUCAGAAUCCCUUUAUUGUUUUGAUCUUCAGGCUUUGGAUGGUUGUCUCGAUCUUUGAAUUCGCUACAACUUCUUUUGAGUUUUUCAAAAAAAAUUCUAUGGUUAUUGCAGAGGUUAAUGCUGCUGAUGAUGAUAAUGAUCUGUGAAGUUGGGUAGAAAAGAGGAACUUUUGUUAUUAAAAGGAGUUAUUUACAAUGUCAUUGUUCUAAUAGCAUAACAUGUCUUCCAAAUGGUUGUUAUCCAAUGAAACACCCAUAAUAGUAAUAUAUAUCAUUUAAGAAGAGUAUGUUAUGGGACAUCCCUCUUUUAGCCAUAGAUGAAUUUUAGGAUAUAGAUUCUCACUUGUAGAAAAUAAUAUCUGGGUAUUACUCUCUUUUUGCCUUUUCCUUGCUUUAUAUGCUUACAAAUGUUUGAUUGAAA